Ceraceosorus bombacis is the source of this 699-nucleotide messenger RNA. The record is from the annotation of a GenBank genome assembly. Lineage: Eukaryota; Fungi; Basidiomycota; Exobasidiomycetes; Ceraceosorales; Ceraceosoraceae.
AUGAAGGUCACUGUUGCCUGCGUCGCUCUCACAGCUCUGAUCUGCUCAGUCAGUGCAGCGCCCAACCCACGCCCCACUGCUCUUGCUGUGCGACAAGAUUGUGAGUCGCACUGCUUUAAGGCCAUUCCUCAGCAUCGCGUGCGCUGUUAGCUGACCGUGAACAUGUGCAUCCAUCAAUUGACCCUUCUGGCUUGGACAGCUUCGUCUGCGUCUACAGUGGCGCCCAUCACUUCCACUUAUGACCCUUCUCAGGGCAUCAAUGGCAAUGGAUGCAGCGGCAACGGCAAUGUCCUCCUCUGCUGUCCCGACGGCUACAGAAAGUGAGUGCGCCUGCACCUGCUCCCUGCGACGUACGUGCCUUUUCACCCUGAUGUCCCUACUCAUCUCUUGUCUGCCCCGACCCGUGCGCUUCGCAGCAAUGUGAUCAACGGAGAGACGACUUGCGUGGCAUCUGGCGGCUCUUUCACCAACGUUGAAGGAGGAUUAACCCAAAUAUUUGGCAGCGAUGAUGUCGAUUCGCAAUCGAGCAGUACUUCGACUCGCUCCAGCUCCAGCCCCAGCCCCAGCUCGAGCUCCAGCUCCAGCUCAAGUGCCUCGCCUACUCCUUCAGGCAAGAACGGAAAUGGGGGAGCAACGAUCAAGAGCUCGGCGUCGGUGAUCGCUAUCGGAGUCGUGCUUGUCGGUGCUGCGCUCGUCUAG